Messenger RNA from Podospora bellae-mahoneyi, 2581 nucleotides. RefSeq lists its product as uncharacterized. Gene Ontology annotation, cellular component: SBF transcription complex; MBF transcription complex. The transcript is spliced from 4 exons. NCBI's taxonomy places the organism in Eukaryota, Fungi, Ascomycota, Sordariomycetes, Sordariales, Podosporaceae. The coding region runs from base 1 to 1929 and encodes 642 amino acids. Gene Ontology annotation, molecular function: DNA binding; transcription regulator activity. The record is from RefSeq and is a predicted model, not a curated record.
AUGGUAUCAGUAGCCUCUCUUCUUAACCCGGAGCCUCCUCGGGCUCCGUUGCCAAGUUCUCGACCUAGUCAAUUCGCUUCACCUUCAGCUCGUCCAGCUGUCGCCUUUACAUCAGGACCAUCACCCGACAGGCCGGGGACCAGGACAGCAAACAUGCAAGACGAUCCCAGACCAGCUCGACAUGCAGUCAGAGGCAUGGUGAACUAUCCACCGUUCGAGGAUCUAGAUGCAGCCUCGCUCCACGAGGUCCACAGGUUCCAUGUGUCAGAUCUGCGGGAGAUUCAGAGCAACUGCCGCCGGAUUCCUUACCACAGCCAAAAGAAAGACUUCUAUCAGAAGACCGGGCGAGAAAGCUUCGAAGUUUUCGAGUACUCUUUUAGACUUCCCAGGGACAGUCGCCUUCGAUCAGACAACACUUACACCGUCAUGUGGGAUUACAAUGUUGGCCUCGUGCGCAUGACUCCAUUCUUCAAGUGUCUUGAAUACGGGAAGACUACUCCUGCGAAAAUGCUCAACCAGAACCCGGGGCUCAAGGACAUUACGCACAGCAUCACUGGGGGAUCUAUUAUCGCCCAAGGCUACUGGAUGCCAUACUCCUGUGCCAAGGCUGUCUGUGCAACAUUCUGUUACCAGAUUGCAGGUGCCCUGAUUCCCCUAUUCGGCCCAAGUUUCCCCUCGGAGUGCAUUCGGGAAGGUAUGCCCGGCUACAAACACAUGGUCAUCGAUCCCGACAUCAUUGCCAAAGCUAGGCUGGAGGCAAGGCGACUGCUACAUCUUCCAACACCACGCAGUGGCCCUCUACUCAGUCCACGCAUGUCUCGCAGCGUCAGUCCUCGACCAUGUCCACGACCGCCCCGGCUGGCCGCCGAGCCCUACAGCAAUCGGAUAGACUACGAUCGACCGAUGCCUUUGAGUCCGCAUAGUAACGCAGACCACGAAUUCUAUGCUGGAUCGCCUGAUAUCUACAGUCGUAAUACACUCACCGAGUUCAUGCCCGGCGGAUAUGGGACUGGUAUCCGUCCACCACCAAUGAACACUCCAACAAGAUGGACUCCAGUAAACCUUCCACGGCCGUAUCCAUCGUAUCGCUCUGAUCCAUCUACUGAACGGGAGCAGCGUCGCCCGCAGCAUCAACACCAUCAAUAUCCGCAACCAUGGACAAGGAACAACAUUGAAGACAAGUCCUACGGAUCUCGAGCCAAUCCCUGGCUCUCGGCAGUUCCACGUAUUCCAUCACCAUACCCUCAACGCGCCGUACGGUCCCCCACCAUUCAAAAUACUACUGCACGACCAUACGAGCGUCCCGCGCAUACGCUACCACCCAUUCGAAGUCUCUAUCAAAGCCUUGGUGCGAAUAAACGGAUAUUUGAUCAGAUCGAGCGGCCUACAAGCAGUCACUCCAUGCCCGCAACUGACCAAAGGCCGGAUAUUAGUCCUUACCCCAAACUCCGUGGUCUUCCUCCCGCCUCGCGAUCCCUAAGCCCGAGUAUGCAACCAGUUAGGCCGGCUUCGGAGGAGGAUGCUGCGCUAACACUGAUGCGACUUUGCGAAAAAACGGGCAAGCAGGAGGAGAAACAGGAGCGAGAGCAGAGACAAGAUGAUGCCAUUCCGGAGAGUUCAGGUGUGGGACCAAAAGGCGAGAGCAAUACUAUUUCCAGCAGCCUGGUAACGACUAUCGGCAGUCCUACGUGCAGCAGCGGCGGCCAGACAAGGGUAUGGAGCGAGGAUGCUGAUUUGAAGAUGGAGCACGCCAGCACACCGUCAUCUCCACAUGCUGGCGACGCCAAUGUGACUUCCACACCCAAUUCACUGGCCACCAGGUCCGUGUUCUCCUCCUCUGACGCCGACGACGAAGACAAUGAUGAUUGCAACGACGAUGUAAGUCCAAGGCGCAGGGGAGGGUCAAAGAGGAGGAGGGUUCUGAGCUGAUGUGAUGAAAUUUGGCUGCUGCUCUCGAUGUUCAUUUUACGCUACACUGCCAGUAUUCCUGGGGUUUUGCUCAAGUCAUUAUCCACUUCAUUCUCAUCUUCCACAUGUCACUAUUUCAUUGUUACCUAAAUAGCCAACACCACCUGCCACGUGGGUGGGAUUUGGGAAGCCAGGUCUCGGGCUGGUUUUGUCGGGUAUGGAUUUCAUGGUAUGAGCAAAGGGUUGAGGGAAAUUCCUGGUGUUUGGAGGCAAUGGGACAAGAAAAGAAAAAGGAGGCGCUUCGGUUUGGGGGGUUUUAUUCACAAGGCAGUUGGCGAGCAUUGAUAUUGGAAUGUUACUGCUUGUUCUUUGCAUAUGUUACCUGAGUUCAUGGCUAUGCUUAUCGGUCUUUUCUUGUUUUCUUUCCUUCGUUUUCAUAAUUCUUGAAUAUUUGGCAUUGCUGCUGGGGAAGUUUUUUUGGGUGAGGAACAGAAAACGAAAAGCUAGACACCGCCGGGCAAACACGAAGAGGACUUUGGCCCGGUGUGUAUGUGUGUGUGUGUAUGUGUGUGAGUGUGGGUGGGUGCUUCUUUUGACCAUACCAAUUAGAUGGGGUUAUCUAGCGAGUAGCGAAAGCAAACAUACAAACAAUCGAUCCGUUCUCUUUCUCUGG